AUUUAAGUGCAUAAAUUUUACAUUGUAGUACUUUUCCGACUAAUGGGAGGUAAUGGCAGGGAAUUUCAACAUUUUACUUUACACCGAGCAACUCGUGGCGACUACAACGAACUUGUUUCUUUUGCGAUUGAGACCAAGAAAGUAGUCUCUGUGAUAAAAUGCUCUGCUUCCUGCUUAACAAAUAAAUAUUGUGCUUCGUUAGUUUUCGAUUCGGAUUCCAAUCAAUGUUAUUUGCUGUCACGAGGAAUCUCCCUGAAUGAUCCAUCAAAAUCUUAUCUUUCAACAAACUUAAUAGCUUAUACACAGGAUAUUCCUAAGUGCUCUGUGGGAUAUGAAGAAUCGCCCUUUGUUCCGGAUACCUGUUUCAAGGCACACCACGACCAAAAAAACAAGAAAGAUGCAGAGGAAGAAUGUAAAAAGGAUAAUGGAUUCCUUGUACAGAUUGAUUCAGUAGCGAAACAUUAUGCAGUGAUACAAUUUAUGCAAAGCAUUACCGGAAGUGCAGGACUCCUUUUCUUUAUUGACGGAAGUGACGAAAUUGCUGAAGACGACUGGCGUCUCAGUGACGGAAGGCCUUUAUACAUACAAUGGCAUAUCGGUGAACCUGCUCUUUGCUGCAAACACUUCGAAGAUUGCAUGAUAUUACUUGGGAAUGGCUAUAACAACGAUGUUGACUGCACGUCAAAGUCAGGAUUCCUGUGUGAACAACGUUUUCAAAUUAUCUAGGCUCUCUCUAAUAACAUUCUGCUUC
This is a messenger RNA of Saccostrea cuccullata (small rock oyster), 751 nucleotides long. Its product is annotated as perlucin-like protein. The record is from RefSeq and is a predicted model, not a curated record. Lineage: Eukaryota; Metazoa; Mollusca; Bivalvia; Ostreida; Ostreidae. The coding region runs from base 43 to 726 and encodes 227 amino acids. The transcript has 3 exons.